Molecule: messenger RNA, 1226 nt
Organism: Wallemia mellicola CBS 633.66
Lineage: Eukaryota; Fungi; Basidiomycota; Wallemiomycetes; Wallemiales; Wallemiaceae
Product: adenosine deaminase/editase
Exons: 8
Coding region: 6-1226 (406 amino acids)
Biological process (GO): tRNA wobble adenosine to inosine editing
Molecular function (GO): RNA binding; tRNA-specific adenosine-37 deaminase activity
Source: RefSeq, a predicted model, not a curated record
GCCAAAUGGGCGUAGAUAUUGUCGACGCCGUCCUAAACACCUACCGUAAGCUGCCAAAGCGAGCUCAUCCUGGUGUACGUCCAAAUGGCAGUUUAGAAUGGUCUAUUCUCGCAGGAUUCGUAAUUGAAUACAAUGGGAUCUUUGAAUGUGUAGCUAUUGGAAUAGGUGUGAAAUGUCUAUCAGCGAUUAAGAUACCAUUACAGGGCGAUAUGGUACAUGACUGUCACGCUGAAAUACUCGCCAAAAGGGCUUUUAUUCGCUAUUUGUUAAACGAAAUGAUGAACAUAAACAAAGGUGACCAGUCACGCUAUCUUACACUCCAGGAAGGAAAGUAUAGACUCAACGAGGGUGUUAAACUACAUAUGUAUAUCUCUGCCCUCCCAUGUGGAGACGCUUCGAUGAUUUACACCGCCGAUCAUCAGAAUGACGAUGAGGCAGCCCUCUAUAGCGCGAUACCGAGCCUAUCGGGAGCUUCAAAUGAACAUACAGACUUGGUAAGAGGGCGGAUGAACUACUCACGGGUUGGAGCGAUACGUACGAAACCAGGACGUGCAGAUGCUUCGUCAACUUCUAGUUUGAGCUGUUCUGAUAAGUUGGCUACAUUAUGCUUGCUUGGUGUACAGGGAGGUUUACUCGCGAACAUAAUCGACCCAAUAUACAUAGACAAGAUCAUUAUUGGCGGUGUGUUCGAUAAUCGCGAGAAAUACUUGUCAGAGUGUCACAGAGCUCUUUACACGCGUUUAGAAGCAAGUUUGUCUGGUUGCGUACCUGACACAAAGUAUAGAUUCCACAAACCUGACAUAUCAUUCACGGAUACCCCUUAUGAGCAUUCAAAGGAACAAGUAGAGUCGAGGGCAGCUGGUGUAGAUGUACAGCCGGCAAUCGAAUGUGCUAAUUAUAUCGCGAACGACAUCCAAAAACCGACAGAAAUUGUCGUCAGUGGUCUCAAAAAUGGCAAUUUCAAGCGUAAAGGUCCUGACACGCCUUAUUUUUGGAAAUACAGAUCACGCCUUUGCAAGCUGGACAUUAUGCGGGCAUACAUGUCAUUGAAUGCUAACCCUGGACCAAGCAAUUUAACGUACUACGAUGUAAAGAAUACAGCAGGAUCGUCGGAUUAUCGUCAAGUUAAGGGUGCAAUACGCAGCCAUCCAUCUUUAUUCGCAGGAUGGAUAAUUACAGACAAGAAAUACACCAUGUUUGACUGUGAAGGUAACCAUCGGCUGUGA